This is a messenger RNA of Ochlerotatus camptorhynchus, 2985 nucleotides long. It is a transcript of the gene meru, whose product is annotated as meru. The transcript has 7 exons. Bases 776 to 2785 code for a protein of 669 amino acids. The record is from RefSeq and is a predicted model, not a curated record. Lineage: Eukaryota; Metazoa; Arthropoda; Insecta; Diptera; Culicidae.
GAUACUACACAUCGUGGUUACCGAAGUAACGCAAAAUACAAAACAGUUCCAGUCCGUUCGUCCACUCGUUUGCAAGGAUCUACCCUGCGGGCUGCUUGUAGCUAUCGUGUGUCUGCCGUGUACUUUAUAUCGUGUGCUAGCGUGUAGCAAGUGUUUAGAUACCCUUCCUCCAUCGGUUGGGUUGUGUAUCCCUAAAGCUUGAUCCUUAUAUCCCCGGUGGGUGGCUGGCGGUGUAGUACCCUUCGAACUCCUCCUCAGUGAGCGAGCGAACGAGUGAGUGAGUGGGUAGACUUUAAACCGAGCUCAUGACCAAUAAUCAUUUGAUUUUGUGAAUUACCAAGAUUUGGUUCGGAUUCCGGCUUUAAAGGAUAACGAGCGCUCACCGGAGCCACACACGCCAGGACGAACCAGGAUCGCUGGUGUGCUUGGAAGGACCGUCGACUACUUGGCAUUUGUGCGUCUGAAAUGGUGGACUUCAGUGUUCGGCAGAGUAGUUCAGUUCUUUAGUUCAAUUCUAUUUUUUUCUGUAUGUGCCCUGUUAUCCGAGUUUUCAGUUUUUGUUAAAAUUCUAAGAGAAGAAAAAUUUAUCAGUACACAGUUCACAGCAAGUUCAAAAGUCUCAAUCAAAAGAAGAAAUUUAAGUGUGAUAAAGUAAAGGAAGAAGCUCGCUCCCAAAACCAAGCUCAAAUCGACAAAAUUGUAUCGUCGCAAGUGUUCUUCAAGGCAGAACGUUCCCCAGAAGUUAUAAAUUCUUCGGUCACGGUGCUAUGAUUUCAUGCGCCGCAAAAUGGCGCCACAAAACUCUACGCUAAUUCACGGAAACGCUGAAGCAACCCCAACCGUCUCCGCCGACGAAGAACUGAGCAGCUAUAGCCCAAUCCUACCGACGGCAAGGGCGAGUCGUCGACGCCGUGCGUCACCCGAUGGCGGUGCUGAUGUUUCGCUCCCACCGCCUCCGCCACCGCCGAACGUCACGAAAUCGAUUGCCUCCUUCGGCCGGUAUGGCUCCAGGCCGGAAGCGCAGACCUCUUUCUCCCGAGGGAAAAGCGGAACCCACUCCGAGGGCAUCGAAAAGGGUGCGGUGAAACGCGACUCGCGGAACCCAAUUACCUACUACCGUGACUCGGCCAACGAUACGGAUGAGGAGGAAAUACCUAUGAUGGAACUAGGAAGUGCCAACAAUCACGAAGGAGGAACAGCAUCCGAUGACGAAAUCGAGGUUCCCAUUUGGAUCCGAGGUGAGCCAAGGUUCGUGGCUGGAAUCAACGAUGCCACAACUUGCAACAACAUUAUUCAGGCGCUGAUCGACGAUGAGCUGCAGAAUGAGAAUUACCAGAAAGAUGUCGCAGUGUCACGUGAUGUCAACGAUUACGUGAUAACGGAACGAUGGCGUGAGGUGGAACAAGUACUGACUGGCGACACACGAAUACUCUCGAUCUGGAACGCGUGGGGCGAUGCCAAGAAUGAGAUACAAUUUCGCCUGAAAAUCAAUAAAGCCAACAUGGAAAGCACAAAAUCGCGCAAGGAAAAUAAAUCCAAGAAGCAGAAAGAAAAAAUUGGACUCAUCAACCGUAUGAUGAGGAAAGUUCUCAAGCAGGGCGAGGCCAUUCAAAAUCACCUCUCGAUGAUAAGCCAAAAAUCAACCGAAAAACGCAACCAGGAGAAAUUCCGCAAAUACGUAAAGAAACACUGCGGCAAGACGGUAAUCAUGGAAAAUUUCCUCGAAGACGCAACCACACUGUACGACAUCUCCAAUCCCAGUGACGAGAGCAGUGACCAGCCGUGCAAAUGCAAGGAUAGAUCACGACGUAGCACAUUUCCGAACAAACUGUUCACUGCCAAGAAAUACAAAGAAACGAAGGUGCUGAAACCAAAACUUUACGAAUCAUCCGAUCAAAUCGAAGCCUUGAAGAACGAAGACGAACUUUUGUUGGUGAUCGAACACACCUCCGACAGUGAUAGCGGAAUUUUCACCAACAAUCCAUUGGGGCGCAAGAAUACCCUUCCGAAGAAGCCCAACUUUGGGUCCAUGGUCGAGAUUGACAAACUUACCAAAGAACCCAUAUAUGAACCAGCGCCGGAUAAUAAAACUCCAAAGCGAAAAUUACGUCCCAAACGGCGAUACGGUUCACUACGAAGCCGAGAAGUAAAUCGUCGUAAGCUGGACUACGAGAGUGACGAUGUAACGCCACCAAUAGAUGACUUUGAAAACAUAAAUCUCGAGUUGCGCAAAGGAACCUUCAACCGGACCUCAUUCCGGUUCGAUUUGAUACGCCAAGAAAUCUCAACCAAAAUGCAAGAGAUGCAGCAACUGCUGGAACAGGAAGACGAGCUACUUCGUCGUCUCAAGCUGAAGAGUGCCAAAUUCCAGGCGGAGAACCAAAUCUACCGAUCGCACAUUGGUCUCGAUUUUCACGUUGACCGUUUGCAGGAAUCGAUCGACACAUGCGCGAAGGAAAUCAUCGAAAUCGAACAGGAGCUGCUGCAGACGAAAGCCGAAAUAGAGGAGAAAUCUCCACUUAUCGAUAACCUGAAAACUUUGCUGGAAGCACAGGAGGCCAAACAGUUCCGUGGAUUCUACUCGUCCUAUUCACCUUCGGGUUCCACAGCAGACAGCUUGAACGAAAUAUCCUCGUCGUACGGUCUAGGGGCGAUGGCUCUUCCCAGUAGCAGUACGGCUGGUUCUUCGAAAAACAGUUUAUCGUCCGGUCGUAAUAUUAGAGAAACGGAGUUCGUUGACAAUAUUUAUGAAUUUUGUGAUAAUAAUCGGAGUUUCGUAGUGUAAAUAUUUAGACCAGAUGGAGCUUACAAGCGCGAUUUUAGAACAAAAAUAGGUUUGCUACGCCGAAUACAAAUGCUCAAAACUGUUUACGUAUAUUGAAAAGCAUAUAUACAUAUAUAUAUAUUUUAACUGUUGUUCUAUAUAUUUUUAUUACGCAUACUUAAUAAAAUGUUUACUUGUACUAUGCAAGAUUUAUAUUUCAA